UGCACCGACAGCAGAACCGAAAUCGAAGGAAUCCCGGUCGAGCCCCGUCACGUUUCGCUCGUCUCUCCCACUCCCAUCCCGGUCACCGCGGUUUCCUCUGCGGCUCGAGCGCCUUUUCACGCCGCCGUGUCGCAGGACUGACCGCUGGAGUGUGGGGGGAUUUUCCAGAGAUAGAGAGAGAGGGGGAAGAGGGAGGAAGGGCAGGUCCCUCAUCAUCAUCAUCAUCACCAUCACCACCACCACCACUUUCACUCCCUUCAUCAUUUCCAAACAUCAUCAUCUUCAACGCGACGAGGCGUGUCUGCGCUUACUAGAAACACACCGGGACACAAAACCAGCAGCAGCACCGAACAAAAUGCAUCGCGUUGACCGCACGCCGAGCCCGGACGCCGUUUGAUGUAGCACGUUGUAUUAUUUAUUUAUUUUUUGAUCUGGAAAUUUCUUGACUUUGUUGAAAGAGCGAGCGAGCACUGCGGCCUUGCAUCCAGCUGAAUGAACGAUGCGGACUUUACCAGCACCCUGAUUUAGCUCCGCAUUUCCCACGGAUGACCGUUUCACCGCGCCAAACAGCGUCUCUUUUCUCCGAUCUGCGUGUUUUUAUGGGAGUGACGGAUAGCUAGUAGCCGAUAUAAAAUGUGGAAGUGGAGGCGGCUGAUGCGGUUGUCCAACCGCUCCUUAAUGGCCUUCAUCUUUUUCUUCUCCAUGUCCACGACCUGCCUCUACUUCAUCUAUGUGGCUCCCGGAAUAGUCAACACAUAUUUCUUCAUGGUACAGGCUCAGGGCAUCAUGUUACGAGACAAUGUGCGGACCAUUGGUCACAUGAUCAGGCUAUACACCAAUAAGAACAGUACUCUCAACGGCACAGAUUAUCCAGAUGGAAAUAACUCGAGCGAGUAUAUCGCUCAGCCAACCACAUACCUCCCUGAGAACUUCACAUAUGCUCAGAACCUGCCCUGUCCCAAACGGUUACCUUCUAUGAAGGGUCAGAUGGAAGUGAACAUGACAGAGGUUCCUAUGGAGGAGAUUGAACUGAAGCUCAAACAUCUGGACAUUCAAUUUGGAGGCCACUGGAAGCCCAAAGAUUGCAAACCACGCUGGAAGGUGGCCAUUUUAAUCCCCUUUAGGAAUCGCCACGAGCAUCUUCCCAUUCUCUUUCAGCACCUCGCCCCUAUGCUCCAACGCCAGCGCUUGCAGUUUGCCUUUUAUGUCAUUGAACAGACGGGUACUCAGCCGUUUAACCGUGCCAUGCUGUUUAACGUGGGCUUUAAAGAGGCCAUGAAAGACCUGGACUGGGACUGUGUGGUGUUUCACGACGUCGAUCACAUCCCAGAAAACGACCGUAAUUAUUACGGCUGUGGUCAGAUGCCUCGACACUUCGCUGCCAAGCUUGACAAGUACAUGUACAUUCUUCCCUACAAUGAGUUUUUCGGUGGAGUCAGUGGACUUACUGUUGAACAAUUCCUCAAGAUCAAUGGCUUUCCCAAUGCAUUCUGGGGCUGGGGCGGAGAGGAUGAUGACCUCUGGAACAGGGUACAUUACGCAGGUUUCAAUGUGACCAGGCCAGAAGGUGAUAUUGGGAAAUACAAAUCUAUCCCCCAUCACCACAGAGGAGAGGUGCAGUUUCUGGGGAGGUACAAGCUGCUGAGGUACUCUAAAGAACGACAGCAUCUGGACGGCUUGAACAAUCUGCAGUACUCUCCGGAGAUCUCUCUGAGCAGCCUGUAUAAGAACAUCACGGUCAAUCUGAAUCCCGAGCUUGCCCCCAUAGCAGAGUACUGACAGGCUGUGACCCGCGAGUCAAAAAAUGUGAUGUAUCGAUGCCAAAUGCCCUUAAAAAACAGGAGCGAGGAGGGCAGAGGCCUGUCUAAUGCACAGUUAGUUGCGUGACGUGAGUGUGUGUGUGUAUGUGUGCGAUUACUGGAUCAUAUCUGUGAAAGUGUAUUAGCGUGACUGCGUGCGUUUAAUUGCAUGUUCCUAUGUCCAUGCUGGCUUUAGCGAAUCAAAUCACAACACAUUUCAAAAAAGGUGGGGAGUGCCAGCGUCAACAAAUCCGAUGUUUACUGCAAAGCCUUAAGUGAAUUUUAUAGGCUAUCAAACUCUGUAGAUCCAGUCAUCUGUGCUUACAUUGUAGAAAGCUUGGUUUUACAUUGCAACAGCACUCUUGACGCCAAUAGACGUUUUGUCAUGUUCUGUUAGUAUAAUUUUUUUUAUACAUAUCUAUCGUUUUUUAAAGAGAAAAUUGUUUAGAAGACGUCAAUGCAGUUUAAAUGGAUGUAUUUUAAACCUGUCUUUCACUUCAGAUGGUUUUGUUCUUGUAUUACGAUAUACAUUUCACCUUGGUGGUGUUAUAUAUAUAUAUAUAUAUUUUUU
Molecule: messenger RNA, 2370 nt
Organism: Onychostoma macrolepis
Lineage: Eukaryota; Metazoa; Chordata; Actinopteri; Cypriniformes; Cyprinidae
Gene: b4galt6
Product: UDP-Gal:betaGlcNAc beta 1,4- galactosyltransferase, polypeptide 6
Exons: 9
Coding region: 634-1779 (381 amino acids)
Biological process (GO): glycosphingolipid biosynthetic process; carbohydrate metabolic process
Molecular function (GO): UDP-galactose:glucosylceramide beta-1,4-galactosyltransferase activity
Source: RefSeq, a predicted model, not a curated record